GGGGCAGCGCGGUGCAAGGAGCAGGCCGCCGGCAGCCCUCUCCCACUUGGCGGCCCCUGCCCAGUUGCCCCUUUCCGCCCCGGCCCAUGGUGCGAGGCUGGGAGCCGCCGCCCGGGCCGGACCGCGGGUCUACCCUACUUGUUAAAUUCUUAUAAGGCGUUCCAGUUGUCAUUUCCCCAGUUCAAAGCCAGGGAUUCUUCCAGGGAAUUACCAGCAAUACAGCUGUGUGUUGAUUUAAGAUAACACUGUGCUUCAGGAAUCCUACAACUUUUGUCUGUCUCUGAAGGGCACAAAUCAGAACACAUCAUGCCUCCUAAUAAAGAUGCCAGCAGUCUUAAUAGCUCAGCGGCCGGGCUCAUCUGUCUUCCUCCAAUCUCUGAGGAGCUACAGCUUGUGUGGACCCAAGCAGCCCAGACCAGUGAGCUGGAUGGAAAUGAACACCUGCUACAAACCUUCAGCUACUUCCCCUAUCCCAGCCUAGCAGAUAUUGCUCUUCUCUGCCUGCGUUAUGGGCUGCAGAUGGAGAAGGUCAAGACUUGGUUCAUGGCCCAACGCCUCCGCUGUGGCAUUAGCUGGUCAUCUGAAGAAAUAGAAGAGACUCGAGCCCGAGUGGUCUACCGUCGGGACCAACUCCAUUUCAAAUCCCUUCUCUCUUUUACACAUCAUGUAGUAAGACCCCCACAGGAGAUUCCUCCUCCAGUGCCACCUCCAGAGCAAAUUGGUCUUGGGCUAUGUCCUCUGGCUGUUAGUGCGCCCACCCAGAUGAAAGGAUUGAAGAUAGAGCCUGAGGAACCCUCUCAGGUACCAUCACUGCCUCUGGGUGACCAGAAAGCAAAGGAACAACCCCCAGUCACACCUGGCAGUAGAGCGUUCCCCCCUCAAUCAGAUUUUUGUCAGAAUCUUCAGAGCAGUGGCCACUCUAAAGAACAGGCAGGUAGGGGUCCCGGACAGUCAGGUGGCAUGGGAACUACUUCCUGGAACCACUCCACAGCUGGCCAUCAGUCAUGUGCUCCAGAUAAGCCCCCACCAAUCUCAUUACUUGCCAGUAGUUGUAAGGAGGAACCAGCACCUAAUGUGACUCCUCCUCCUCCUUCCUCUACCUCUUCUUCUUUCCAGGUACUGGCUAAUGGAGCUACUGCCACGUCCAAACCCCUCCAGCCCCUGAGCUGUAACUCACAGUCACUCCCACCUAGUGAACAGUCACUGUCCCCACAGGUAGAGCUGCCCUGGCCCCAAAGGCUGCGGAAUAACUCAGCAGCAGGUAGGGUUGGCUCCACGGACUAUCUUUCCCCAGAUAUGCAACGCCAGCGAAAGACAAAGCGUAAAACCAAAGAGCAGCUGGCGAUCCUCAAAUCCUUUUUCCUACAGUGCCAAUGGGCACGAAGAGAAGAUUACCAUAAAUUAGAACAGAUUACUGGUUUACCACGUCCUGAGAUCAUUCAGUGGUUUGGUGAUACACGAUAUGCCUUGAAGCAUGGCCAACUAAGAUGGUUUCGGGACAAUGCAGUACCUGGUGCCCCUAGUUUUCAAGAUCCAGCAGUUCCUACACCACCACCAACUCGGUCCUUGAAAGAAUGGGCCAAGACACCACCUCUGCCAACUCCACCACCCCCACCAGACAUAGGACCUUUGGAGAGGUACUGGGCAGCCCACCAGCAGCUACAGGAAGCUGAUAUCCUUAAAUUGAGUCAGGCAUCAAGACUUAGCACUCAGCAAGUGAUAGAGUGGUUUGAUUGUCGAUCAUCUGAACCAGCUGAGGUGGUAGUCUGUUUAGAUGAAGAGGAGGAAGAAGAGGAGGAGGAACUUCCCGAAGAUGGUGAGGAAGAGGAGGAGGAAGAGGACGAUGAUGAUGAAGAUGAUGUCAUCAUACAGGAUUGAGGUGGGGGGGCACUGAGGAAAGUGGGGGGUUGUUACUGAAAGAUGAACCAACUUAGAGAUUGUUUAAAUCUUUUUUAAAAAAUUACUUUGUCGCAAAGAACUAAAAAGUUUUGUGUUUUUAGGUCAACGGGGAUAUAGUAAUUUGAGGGUUGAGUGGGGAGGAUGACCAUGGGCUAUAAACUAAGUAUUGGGUCUGCACAAAUCUAGUCCUCCACCUACAAUGUAGAGAGGGCUGAGGAGCUUGGCAAACCAUGGCCUGAAGAUGGCCCUUGCUCCCCCCUUCAGCAUGCUUAGAGGCUUGUUUGCUUAGAGGUAUUCUUUUCCUCCAGCAUGCUUAGAGGCUGUGACAUCUACAGGAGUCCUUGAACAAAUAGAAGUGCCGUGAUCCAGUUGGCCCUGUUGCAUCCCCAACCUCAGGCUGCCCCUAGAUACAAGGCUGUUUUGUGCCCCUUCCUUUCUUUCUGAGCACAUGUCUAUGCAUUUUGUAGCUCAGAGUUUCAGUGUGUCCCAGUUUUGUCCCAGAUACUUCCUCUUCAUACUAAUUUGAUGUUUGACUUGCUUUGUCAUUCAAUCACAGGUAACAGAAUGUUGCUUCUGACACUGGGACCAAUCUGCUUUGUACUGUUUUAUCUCUGUGAAAUCUCCUCUUUGGUCACUAUUUGUCUCAGGGUAAAUCUUCCCCCACAGAGCUUGUGAAAAAGUUUUAAUAAUUGGAUGGUGAAUAUUUAGACUGAAUAUUUAUUGGAGAUGGGAAUUAGGGGAGAUGUUCUUUAAAAUAAAAAGUAUGAUGAGCUGGGUGUGGUGGUGCAUGCCUGGAACCCCAACACUUGGGAGGUGGAGGCAGGAAGAUAAAGGAGUUGAAGGCCAGCCUUGGCCACAUAGCAUGUUCAGGGCCAACUUGGACUACACUGAGAUCCUGUCUUGAAACAUACACAUUACAAAGUGAUGGAAGAGAAGGAAUAUUUCUUAUGGUCAGAGGAUGGUGGGGAUAGUUUCAGGUUUGGUCUUACAAACUUAACACAGCUGCUCUUUCAGAUUGAUACAGACUGGGUUUUUUUUGUUUGUUUGUUUAUUUUUUGUUUUUUGCUAUUUUUUCAAUUUGUAUUUAACGAAGAGCUAUUUCCUUCUUUAUAGGAUCCAUCUUGGGAAUGGAAGGACCAUGGUCAUUUAAUUCAGUAAUGUUCUAGAUAAUUUUAGACACUGAAGAUCAUAGAUAUCAAUGGGUUAGUCAUCUGAAAAUAAGAGCGGAAGCCCCAAAUUAUAAGAAUAGGAAAGCCAAAUAUAAAAUUGUCUCUCUUUGCCAAAGCUGGCCUUGACUCCUAAUCCUCCUGCUUUUAUUUCUCAAGUGCUGAGAUUAUAGGUGGGUGCCGUCAUGUACAGUUCAUGCAAUGCUGGGGAUCCAACUCAAACUUUGUGUAGGCUAGGCAAGCACUCUUCCAACUAGACUACAUCUGUAUCCAGCCCCAGUUUAGGGGUUAGUGCAGCCAAGUCCAUUAGCAUUUCUGAUUUAGGGACUGGGUGUGUGGCUCAGUGGUAGUCCUCUUGCCUAGCAUGUGUAGACACCCUAUGUUCAAUCUCCAGUACCACUUUUAAAAUACCUGAUUUAAGUCAGACGCAGUGAUGCACGUCUUUAAUUCAGCACUCGGGAGGCAGGAGGCAGAGGCAGGAGAAUCUCUGUGAGUUCAAAGCCA
Molecule: messenger RNA, 3569 nt
Organism: Nannospalax galili (Upper Galilee mountains blind mole rat)
Lineage: Eukaryota; Metazoa; Chordata; Mammalia; Rodentia; Spalacidae
Gene: Homez
Product: homeobox and leucine zipper encoding
Exons: 3
Coding region: 307-1878 (523 amino acids)
Biological process (GO): regulation of transcription by RNA polymerase II
Cellular component (GO): nucleus
Molecular function (GO): DNA binding; DNA-binding transcription factor activity, RNA polymerase II-specific
Source: RefSeq, a predicted model, not a curated record